AUGGCGGACGCCUGGGAAGAGAUUAGGCGUUUGGCGGCAGACUUUCAGCGGGCGCAGUUCGCAGAGGCCACGCAAAGAUUGUCAGAGCGAAACUGCAUUGAGAUUGUGAAUAAAUUGAUUGCUCAGAAACAGCUAGAAGUAGUUCACACACUUGAUGGAAAGGAAUAUAUUACUCCAGCCCAAAUUAGUAAAGAAAUGAGAGAUGAGCUACAUGUUCGAGGUGGUCGAGUAAACAUCGUUGAUCUGCAACAGGUAAUUAAUGUGGAUCUGACUCAUAUUGAAAAUAGAAUUGGUGACAUUGUUAAAUCAGAAAAACAUGUUCAACUAGUAUUGGGACAACUGAUAGAUGAGAACUAUUUGGAUCGUUUAGCAGAAGAAGUAAAUGAUAAAUUACAGGAAAGUGGUCAAGUAACCAUAGCAGAACUGUGUAAAACCUAUGAUCUUCCUGGAAACUUUCUGACACAGGCACUAACUCAGCGACUAGGUAGAAUUAUUAAUGGACAAAUUGAUCUUGAUAACAGAGGAGUAAUAUUUACUGAAGCUUUUGUGUCUAGACAUAAAGCACGCAUCCGUGGACUGUUCAGUGCUAUUACCCGGCCUACAGCAGUGAAUUCUUUGAUUUCAAGAUAUGGAUUUCAGGAGCAGCUUCUUUACUCUGUUCUUGAAGAACUUGUUAAUAAUGGACGCUUACGAGGCACUGUGGUUGGUGGGAGACAGGAUAAGGCAGUGUUUAUCCCUGACAUUUACUCCAGAACACAGAGUACUUGGGUGGAUUCUUUUCUCAGGCAGAAUGGCUAUCUGGAAUUUGAUGCUUUGUCCAGACUUGGAAUCCCAGAUGCUAUGAGCUACAUAAAGAAAAGAUAUAAGACUACACAACUCUUGUUUUUGAAAGCAGCUUGUGUUGGCCAAGGACUUGUGGAUCAGGUGGAAGCAUCAGUAGAGGAAGCCAUCAGCUCUGGAACAUGGGUUGAUAUUGCACCUCUGCUACCCAGUUCCUUAUCAGUUGAAGACGCUGCAAUAUUGCUUCAACAUGUAAUGAGAGCACUCAGCAAACAGGCUUCAGCUGUAGUCUUUAGUGAUACUAUUGUAGUCAGUGAAAAAUUUAUAAAUGAUUGUACAGAUCUGUUCAGUGAACUGAUGCACCAGAAAGCUGAAAAGGAAAUGAAAAACAAUCCUGUUCAUUUAAUCACUGAAGAAGAUCUGAAACAAAUCUCCAUUUUAGAAAGCAUUAAUACAAGUAAAAAGGAUAAAAAAGAUGAACGAAGGAGGAAAGCAACAGAGGGCAGUGGAAGUGUGAGAGGAGGAGGUGGCGGCAAUGCCAGAGAGUACAAAAUUAAAAAAACCAAGAAGAAAGGAAGAAAAGAUGAUGACAGUGACGAUGAGUCAUCUCACACAGGAAAGAAGAAACCAGAGAUUACUUUUAUGUUCCAGGAUGAGAUUGAGGAUUUUUUAAGAAAACACUUACAAGAUGCCCCUGAGGAGUUUAUUUCUGAGCUUGCAGAGUAUUUAAUAAAACCUUUAAAUAAAACUUACCUCGAGGUGGUACAUUCAGUUUACAUGUCUUCAACUUCUUCGGCCUCUGGAACUGGUAGAAAGCGCACGAUCAAGGACUUGCAAGAAGAGGUUUCAAACCUUUACAAUAAUAUUCGAUUAUUUGAAAAAGGGAUGAAGUUCUUUACAGAUGAUACCCAGGCUGCUCUUACCAAACACUUGCUGAAAACAGUGUGUACUGAUAUCACUAAUCUCAUUUUCAACUUCUUAGCUUCGGACUUAAUGAUGGCAGUAGAUGAUCCUGCAACCAUUACCAGUGAAGUAAGAAAAAAAAUUCUAAGCAAAUUAUCAGAAGAAACAAAAGUGCCUCUCACAAAACUCCACAACUCUCUGAAUGAAAAGAGCAUAGAAGACUUUCUUGCUUGUCUGGAUUCUGCAGCAGAAGCUUGUGAUAUUAUGUUGAAGAAGGGAGACAAAAAAAGAGAAAGGCAGGUACUAUUUCAGCAUCGACAAGCACUGGUUGAACAGCUAAAAGUCACAGAAGACCCUGCUCUUAUCCUGCAUCUCACGUCGGUUCUGUUGUUUCAGUUCUCAACCCAUAGCAUGCUCCAUGCACCUGGAAGAUGUGUCCCCCAGAUCAUUGCUUUUCUGAAUAGUAAAAUUCCAGAGGAUCAACAUACUCUUUUAGUAAAGUAUCAAGGUUUGGUUGUAAAGCAUUUAGUCAGUCAAAAUAAGAAGACUGGGCAGGGAGAAGAUCCCUUGAGUGAUGAAUUAGACAAAGAACAAGAGGAUAUCAUUAAUACAACUCGUAAAGAACUUCAGGAGCUUUCCUCAUCCAUUAAAGACCUUGUUCUCAAAUCGAGGAAGUCAUCAGUGACAGAAGAGUGAUGAUUUUAAUUUACUUAAUGUUGUCAUACAGUAAAUAUUUUUCCCCCAAAGUUAAAGGUGAGUGGUUACCAAAAAAAAAAAAAACCCUCAUUUCACAGUCCAGAAUCCCCUCAAUAGCACCUCCCACACCCACAAUUCAGUUAAAACAGUAGCAUUGUAUUCAUUGUAAGUUAACAAAAUGUAAGUUUUUGUAAA
This is a messenger RNA of Budorcas taxicolor (takin), 2574 nucleotides long. RefSeq names its product UFM1 specific ligase 1 (gene UFL1). Gene Ontology annotation, cellular component: endoplasmic reticulum membrane. Lineage: Eukaryota; Metazoa; Chordata; Mammalia; Artiodactyla; Bovidae. Gene Ontology annotation, biological process: protein K69-linked ufmylation; regulation of proteasomal ubiquitin-dependent protein catabolic process; response to endoplasmic reticulum stress. The transcript has 19 exons. The record is from RefSeq and is a predicted model, not a curated record. The coding region runs from base 1 to 2379 and encodes 792 amino acids. Gene Ontology annotation, molecular function: UFM1 ligase activity.